AUGGUCAGGGUCGCUGUUGCAGGUGGCUCUGAUGGCCUCGGAAAAGCAAUCGUCGAUGCAAUUCGAAGAGAAGGGAAGCACGAGGUUGUCAUCUUGAGUCGUCGCGCAAACGAAAACUCUCCCGUCAUCGUUGUCGACUACUCUAGCGUUGAAAGCUUGCGAAGCGUCCUCGACAGAGAGAGAAUUCAUACGGUUAUCUCAACCAUUGGUUUAUAUACCGAGUGUCACCACCAUUCCCAGCUGAACCUUAUUGAGGCUUCAGAGCUAACGCCUUGUACGGAACGAUUCAUUCCGAGCGAGUUUGGGAUCCCGACAAAGCCAGACCCCUCUUUUCCGUUCAAGAUUGACACACUUCGCCGACUCGAGAAGUCGACGCUAGAGUUCGCCCUGAUUCACACCGGAAUCUUUCUUGAUUAUCUAUGUCAGACUGUAUGGCUGCACCUUGAGCGCAAUGCUGCUGCUAUCCCAGGAGAUGGAAGCGUUCCUCUCGUCUCUUUAAUGCUGGAUCUUCCCAGUUGGGAUAAGCGUUACUAUGCAAUCGCAGACCGCCUUACGCUCAACGAGCUCGUCAGGGUUGUCAAGGAGGUCAAAGGCGUUGAUGUAGAAGUGAAAUACGACCCUAAAGACAUUCUAGAUAGAGGGGAGUGCACCUUGCUCCCCGGACCGAUCGAGGGCGAAUUUAAGGACAACCGGUUUAAUGCCGAGGCCCAAUAUAUGAAAUAUAUGGCUGCCCUAGGCUCGCUAGUAGAUGACGGGCUUUUCGAUAUCGAUUCAAUCCCAAUUGAGGAAACCUUUCCUAACUUCGAGCCGCUUACUGUGGGCGGCAGUUCAGAGGUGGGUGGCACUGGGAUAAGGGCUAUUAGUACGAGACAUCGGGACACCCAUGGGUAG
Ilyonectria robusta is the source of this 891-nucleotide messenger RNA. RefSeq lists its product as uncharacterized. The record is from RefSeq and is a predicted model, not a curated record. Bases 1 to 891 code for a protein of 296 amino acids. NCBI's taxonomy places the organism in Eukaryota, Fungi, Ascomycota, Sordariomycetes, Hypocreales, Nectriaceae. The transcript is spliced from 4 exons.